Molecule: messenger RNA, 1370 nt
Organism: Sardina pilchardus (European sardine)
Lineage: Eukaryota; Metazoa; Chordata; Actinopteri; Clupeiformes; Clupeidae
Product: rano class II histocompatibility antigen, A beta chain-like
Exons: 5
Coding region: 22-801 (259 amino acids)
Biological process (GO): immune response; antigen processing and presentation
Cellular component (GO): membrane; MHC class II protein complex
Source: RefSeq, a predicted model, not a curated record
AUCUGCUGUUCGAGGGAGACCAUGUCCUGCUCCGACCUGAUGAUGUGUACUUGCCUACUGCUGCUAGUGUAUCUACUCCUUGGAGUAGAUGGAUAUUGCCAGUACAGAUGGCGGCGAUGCUACUCCAAAUCGAUAGAUUUGACUGACAUGGUUUAUGUAGAGUCAUACUUUUACAAUAAAAUGGAAUUCUUAGUGUUCAACAGCACUGUUGGUUGGUAUGUGGGCUAUUCAGGUCUUGGCAUGCGUUUAGCAAAUCAGAAGAAUCAAGAUAAAUUCCUCCUGCCAUUUCAGCGCGGCGCUGUUGACAGACUCUGCAAACAAGUCAAUGCUCAGGUCUACAAAAGCUAUGGAAGUCAAAUAAAAGUUGAGCCCAAAGUGAAGCUGAGUUUGGACCGGCCUUCCAGUGACCAUCACCCUGGCAUGCUGGUGUGCAGUGCGUAUAACUUCUACCCAAAGAUGAUCCACGUGAACUGGUACAGAGAUGGUCGGAAGGUGACCAACCAUGUCUCGGCCACAGAGGAACUGGGGGAUGGAGACUGGUUCUAUCAGAUCCACUCCCACCUGGAGUUCACCCCCAAACCUGGAGAGAAGAUCACCUGCGUGGUGGAGCAUGCUAGCUUCAAGGAGCCCAGAGAGUUUGUCUGGGAGCCCUCCAUGGACGAGGCGGAGAGGAACAAGAUGGCCAUUGGAGCUGCUGGACUGGUGCUGGGACUGGUGGUCUGUGCUGCUGGACUGCUCUACUACAGGAAGUCGUCUCAAGGGUGGAUGAUGGCUCCUGUAAGAACAGCCUCUACUUCAUGACCUUCUUCAUGUUCCUCUUCAUCCUCUAAUGCAUCACUGGCCUAGCCUGACCAGCCAGAUCCACAUCAAGAUGUAGGGUCUGGGAUCUCACCGUAAGCAGGGCUCAAUCAAUAAACAGUUGUCUUUCAAAUUCCCUCUCCGCAAUAGGAUAACGCUAAACGAAUCAUCGUCUUGUUCUCAAGUAGCAGGAUGCGUAACCUUCCCUCUCCACACAAGGAUAUCGCUAAACAAAUCAUCUUCUUGUUUUCAAAUAGCAGGAUGCGAUGCAACUUCUGGUCGCAUGUCAGUCACAAGGCCUCCUCACUGGCCUCCUUACAGCUCAUUGUUGAGGAUUAUUUCAUCAUAGUUCUAAGAUUUUGUGUCUCUUAAAAAUGUACAAUUAGAAAUGCAAUUAGUAAUACAAAACUGUAAUUUCAAAUGUGUAAUCAAUGGUAUGUAAUGAGAUUAGUUUGAACUAAGAUGUGCAACACAGUUUUUUUUUUUACCAUAUAGAUUUUGUGUUUUAGUUUAUACAGUAUACUGUAUAUAGAAAAUAAUGUUCCACAUACUAGCUGUUAGAGUGACUUCAA